AUUAUCCCCACUAUAUUCUUUUUGUAUGCUAUAUAUUAUGCAGAAUGAAGAUGCUCGAAUGCAGAAGAGGCGGGCUCUAUGACAUUGGGUUCAUUGACCCAAACACCAUUCAUGAAGUUACGGUUCAACAGUACGCCAAGGACAUAGAGGACAACUUGCUAAGGUUUUUACAGAAGCAAGAAAACAAAUCAUAAAUAUUCCAUCCUUACAACUUCGAGUGAAUGUUAUAAUUGUCUUACAUACAUUAGAUUUCGCUUACUCGAUGUGAAGUCUAAAUAAUUCGGCGAGUUAUGCGUGUGUAGCUUCCACUAUAUUCUCCUAAUCAUUCAGCUUAACAAAGGAGUAGUACUUGUCAUGGACUCGAAACGUAAAGACCAUGGGCAAUGGGCGAACAUGGGUUUCAUGCUCCAGAGGGAUUGGAAACGGUUCAUCAAGACUGCCGGGGGUGAAUGGAAACCGGAGCUUACAUUUGAAGAUUAUCCUUGUUUGAAGCAGGAACCCGAGAAUAACUUAUGUGGAUACCACGUCUGCGAGUUCAUUCGCGAGAUGGCCUAUCACAGGGACCCGGAGGCGGCUAUACAUUCCAUUCGUAUGGAACGCCUACGGGACUCUCUCCUAACGGAGGAUCACAUACGAUCAAUUCAAGAGGAACUUGCGGGAUUCAUUGUUAGGGAGGUCAUAGCUCCAAUUAGAACAUACCAUCGGGAGUUCGUAUAUGACAUUAGGCAUAUAAAAUAUAUAUGGUAA
Messenger RNA from Lolium perenne, 747 nucleotides. RefSeq lists its product as uncharacterized. The record is from RefSeq and is a predicted model, not a curated record. NCBI's taxonomy places the organism in Eukaryota, Viridiplantae, Streptophyta, Magnoliopsida, Poales, Poaceae.